AUUCUUAACACUCGAAGUUUUAAUUCAAAGAUUGCACCUUUGAGUAGGAAUAUUCUAGUACUACGUACAUGAGAAUGAGGGCGUGUUGGUUAAGGUUCAGAGAAGAUUAGCUUUAAAAAAUCUCAGUUUCUGAUGCUUAACCAUCUUUUAAGCCUGGGGUUGUUGGAAUGGAGAUGGAAAAGGGAUUGCCUUGGCCCCGUUGUUUAUUUUUUCCUUUAUUGUACUUUUCGUUUGAAGUAUUGUUCUUGGUCUUGUCCAUCACUCACUCUUUGCCUUUUUAAACUUGAACUGAGAUAUUAGCUGCCUGUUCUUGUGUACGAGGAGUAAAUAAAGGAGGGUGGUUUUUGUAAUUAAAAGAAAAUAAGAAACGCGUUUCCUUGUUGUACAAUAUAGGCUAUGUUUGCAAUAAUUAAAAAACACUUUGGUUGUUUCUAAUACGUAGUAAGACUUAGUUUACGUACUAAAAGGCCAACAUGACCAGAUGAGUAGAAUAACCGAAGGUUACAUACAUGUGAGUUAGUAUCUGUAUAUUAGCUAGUGUGGGUAGUGACAGAAUAGUUUCUACUUUUAUUGCUAGUUUUAGAAAAAUAUGGAUCUUUUUGCCCAAGGGGCUUAAGUGAAUGUAAACAACGGUAGUCCAAGAUUAGGAUCUCUAUGGUUGCUCCAUAAUUCAAGACUGUUCUUGCAGGAAAUGGACUCAAGUUCUUCCUAGCAAAAGCUUCUUCCUCCAGACAAUAUCAUCUAGAAACUGUAACCACUACAAUGCCAUUUUCUCGAGGACCAAGCAACCAUGGCGAGGUUUCGCUGCCGCAAAAUAUGCUGUUAACAGAUAGUCUUGAGGACUUGGCAAAUCUCAGAAAGCAACUCUACUCUGCGGCUGAAUAUUUUGAGUUAUCUUAUAUAAAUCAUGAACAAAAGCAGGCAGUGGCAAAUACGUUGAAGGAUUAUGCCAUCAAAGCUCUUCUAAACACCGUUGAUCAUUUGGGCUCUGUGACAUAUAAGGCCAAUGAUUUGUUGGAUGAAAAAGUUGUGGAGGUUUCUGGAACAGAACUUCGUAUAUCUUGUGUUGAACAGAGACUACGGACAUGCCAGGAGUAUAUUGACCGAGAGGGUAUUUCUCAGCAAUCACUAACCAUAAAAACCCCGAAACACUGUAAAAGGUACUUAUUGCCAGGGGACACCAGGUGUGAUAUUGAUGAUAAAAAUGCCGGGCAUCAGUUUAAUAAAGCUGUUGAAGCAAAAACGUUGGAUGCUCCAAAAACUGAACCUGGAAAAGAGCACCCUCCAUCACCUUCUCCUCAACUUAUGCUGCAAUCCUUACCCUCUUUCCCCACCUCUGGCACCAUGCCUAAAAGGGAGUUAGAGAAGCGAACAGCGUCGCCUCACCAUUUUCGUCAUUCACGAAGUGCAUCUCUUUCUAGUAAGCCAACGACACCUAAGAGUUGUCAAUCAACCAUCCCAAAUCCAAGCCGACCGCCCACUCCUACCCCAUUUCUUAGAGCACAGACGUACACUUCAGAAAGUCGGAAGGCG
Molecule: messenger RNA, 1533 nt
Organism: Cuscuta epithymum
Lineage: Eukaryota; Viridiplantae; Streptophyta; Magnoliopsida; Solanales; Convolvulaceae
Source: the annotation of a GenBank genome assembly